UCAAGCGACGCUACCAAAUGACGAACGCGCACAACAGUCCCGUCGUAAUUUAGCAAGGAUUAAUUUAUGAUUCAAUGUAAUUUCAUAUUUAGGCUUCGCUCAAAUUUGUGAAUACAUUGUAUUAAGGACUUUUUUAAAUGUAUUAUUAUUUGCGUGCAGAAAAUAAUUUCUCUGGAUUGUUUUCAGUUAUUUGAGAAGUCUACUCUUACUACUCAGGCGUAAAUGAACCCCGUUUUAGCUGAGGAACCCUCAACUAAGGGAAAAGUCCGUGGUUGUAUUCGCUAAAAGUUUUUAUUAAAAGGUGGAAUUUCAGCAUUUGCAGUUGGGCAGCAGUUGUACAGGACAAACAGGUGAAUGGGGCGUGAGCCUGACGCUCCCCAGUACCCGGGUGGUGAUGUGAGCAUGGACACCCACACCUUUCUCCCUCGUCAGUCUCAAUUAUGGGAUAUUUCCACCCUGCCUGGUCCCGGAACCCUGCCAGCCAAGCGGAUAAUGGCUCUCCACUCUCUCCAGUUACCCGUUAGAGUGUAAGGAACCGACACCCCGACAGCUCUGCUUUGUUCCUGGGUGGUGACAUCAUGGCCGUGGGGGUUGCCGAUGGGAACUGCGGCAGACUCACACACACACUUUUCAGAUCUCUCUGAUGUCCAGGGGCUUUCGCUUCAACGCGUUGUUCUAACACACUGCUAGAGAGAUGAGGCAGCCUCAAGUCCACUAAACUUCCUGUGUUCCUAGUCUGUCUGUCGACUCUGAUAGGCUGACGUCAGACCCAGCUCUACUCCCUCUCCCACGUACAGUGCCUCUAGAGCAGUGGCGUUCAACUCUGACCCCUACGAGGUCCGGAUCCUGCUGGUUCUCUGUUCUACCUGAUCAUGAAUUACACCCGCCUGGUGUUCCAGGUCUAAAUCAGUCCCUGAUUAGAGGGGAAUCACCCGCCUGGUGUUCCAGGUCUAAAUCAGUCCCUGAUUAGAGGGGAAUCACCCGCCUGGUGUUCCAGGUCUAAAUCAGUCCCUGAUUAGAGGGGAAUCACUCGCCUGGUGUUCCAGGUCUAAAUCAGUCCCUGAUUAGAGAGGGAACAAUGAAAAAAAAUCAGUGGAACUGUGUUUGAGGUCCAGAGUUGAAUGUGAGGGCUCUAUAGGAGCCUAUCAACACAGGAUGCAGUGGGGCUCUGGUCUGGUCCAGCCCCAGCCACGAUGCCCAUCACCCAGGAGAACGCCCUGAGCCACCUCCCUCUGUUGGAGGACUGGCUCCUGGGUGCGCAGACCAGGGACCAGGACAACUAUGGAGACUCAGAUCAGCAGUCCGCCACCAGCAGAGACCCGGACCAAGACUCUUACCAGGAGUCAGAACACGAAGUGGAUGCCUGCAGCACGGUCAGUGGCAGUACGGUCAACAGCGGCGGUACCAGCGGAGAAAUGUCUCUAUGUCAGGCCGCUAUACAGAAACUGGUGGAGUACAUUCAGCUCAACUUCACCGAGGACGAAGAGCCCGUGCGGAGGUCUCUAGAGAGACCGCCGUGCGGAGGUGUGGACGCAGAGGUGCGAGCCGUGUGUCUCACCAAGAGAGAGGGGGACGGGGCAGAGCUGGGACUGAGUUUCGGUAACAUCCCGAUAUUCGGGGAUCCGGAGGGGGAGGACAGGAAGAAGGGAGGGAGGAGGAGGAGGAGGAGGAAGGGGGAUCAGGGACCCGUGUUGGACGUGGGGUGUAUCUGGGUAACGGAGGUGAGGAAGAGAAGUCCCGCGGCGAGGUGCGGUAGAAUUAAACUACGAGACGAGUUACUGUCACUCAACGGUCAGCUGAUGGUGGGCGUCGACGUCACGGGAGCCAGUUACCUGGCUGACCAAUGCUGGAAUGGUGGCUGUAUCUACCUGAUCAUGCUCCGGAGGAUCAAGCGCAAAGCCCCUCUCCCUCCAUGCAAUGGAAACAGCAAAGUCACCAACAGUGGUGUCUCCGCCCACUCCCUGGACGACCUGAGCGGUGUCUCCUCCGAACCUCCCAGUAACCUGCCGAAGCAGAACGGCGAUGGCAAACGAUUGCGAAAAUUCGGCGUCAUCUCCCGGUCGUUGUUAAAUCGUGAUAGUACAGACGCUAAGGACGGUAGCUGUGACGACGGCGGCAGGGAGACGCUGGAGAAUGGUUACCACGGCUACAGAGGAUCCACGGUAUCCAUGGAGAUGGAGGUCACCCCCCCUGAGGGGAGACCAGGAAGGAAGGAUGAGAGGCCCAUGACUGUCCUGCCCCCUCUAGCGAUCCCCCGUAACCUGCUGAAAAGUGGAGGGACUGCCACCCUGCCGAACCGCUCCCACAGGGGACUGUCAGAACACAAGACACAGUCAUUCAGCAGUGAUACCUCCAGUCAGCCCAGAGAGGGGAGUCGACUCUGGAAGAUGCACAUGGUGAAAGGUCAGGAGGGGCUGGGGAUCCAGAUUACGGGAGGACGAGGGUCCAAGCGCUCCCAGCACGGCAUCAUCGUAGCGCACGUAGAGGAGGGCGGCGCCACACAGAGGGACGGGCGCCUGAAGGCUGGUGAUGAGCUGUUGAUGAUCAACGGUCAGUCUCUGGUUGGUCUGUCUCAUUCGGAGGCUGUAGCAGUCCUCCGCUCCUCCGCUGGACUGGUACAACUGGUGGUUGCUAGCAGGGAGGAGUCGGAGGUGGAUUUCCACCGUUAUCCGCCCACCAGCCUGCCAGACCUGGUCAGUACCUCCUCUUCUCCUUCUCCUAGCAACAACACGGAACCUCGUCACGGCCCGCCCUCCAGCAGCCUGAGCCUCUCUCUGCCCACUACGCUGACUGAUCUGGAGAAGCUAGAGGACCGAGGCCAGAUGGAGGGACCUAAAGGAACCUGCCGCUCUCCUACAUCCAUGAAGUUCAGGAGCAGAUCACAAGGGGGCGGUAGUCGUCUGGAGUCUGUUGGAGAGGAUGACGAGCUGAUCGUGGAGAAUGGAGAGGCGGGGAGUGACAUGGUGGAGAAACCGACACGAGGCGGACGCAAACACUCCCUGCCUCAGCAGUUAGACACUGUGGGCGUGCGACAGGAGUAUCAUAUAGUUAAGAAAUCAGCUCGAUCCCUGAGCACCGUUCAAGUGGAGUCUCCAUGGCGACUGGCCCAGCCGUCUAUUAUAUCCAACAUUGUCCUUAUGAAAGGACAGGGCAAGGGACUGGGCUUCAGCAUCGUCGGUGGGCAGGACUCUGCCCGAGGAAGGAUGGGGAUCUUUGUCAAGACUAUCUUCCCUAACGGAGCAGCGGUCGCAGAUGGAAGACUGAAAGAGGGAGAUGAGAUUCUGGAGGUGAAUGGAGACUCUCUCCAGGGCCUGACCCACCAGCAGGCCAUCCAGACCUUCAAGCAGCUGAAGAAGGGCGUGGUAACCCUGACUGUGAGGACUCGUCUCCGCAGCCCCAGCCUGACUCCGUGCCCUACCCCCACCCUCCUCAGUCGCUCCUCCUCCCCUAACUCCAACGCCAGUGGGGGAACCCCCAUACCGUCCAGUUUCGACGAAACCCCCGAAGUCCGUAAGGGACCGCCCAGACCUGGCCCCAAGGACCGCGUCGUUAUGGAGGUUACACUCAGUAAAGAGCCCGGCGUGGGUCUGGGUAUAGGGACCUGCUGUCUAACUCUGGAGAACAGUCCUCCAGCCAUCUACAUCCACAGUCUGGCCCCCGGCUCUGUCGCCAAGAUGGAUGGACGACUCAGUCGAGGGGACCAGGUGUUGGAGAUGGACUCAGUGAGUCUGCGUCAUGUGGCUCUGAGUGAGGCCUACGCCAUCCUGAGCGAGUGUGGACCCGGACCCGUCAGCUUCAUCAUCAGCCGACAUCCCAACGCAAAGGUUUCAGAGCAGGAGAUGGAUGAAGUGAUCACUCAGUCCGCACACAGAGACAGUCUGAGCAAGGAAGGACACGUCUCUCAAACACUGGGCCUGCCCUCUAAGAGCCCCUCCCCCACAGUGAAGGCCAAACAAGGAGAUGGCUCCUCCCUCAGCUGGACCAUGAAGAGGUUCCUGGAGCCUGCUAGUAGGCAAGGGUCACUUAGUUCAGAGGCGGAGCUAUCUCAGUACUUUUCCCAGGAAGUGACCAGUCAUUCGUCGCUGUCAGAAACCAUGGCGAUGGGCUCCAGUGAUGACGACAUGCUCCACCACAGGAGCUGCAACACCUCAAUAGACGACACCCCCCCUACACAGACACAUGGAUUUAAAGACGGCUCCCGUGUGGUAGCGGAGGAUGGGGCAGACGUUAAGGCCCCCGGUGACCCUGUGGCUAACCGGCCGGCGGAGGCCAAGCAGCGCCAGCCCAGUGUGGGUAGUCCUGGUAGCAGCUCCGUCCGCAGCCCACUGCUCCGACAGAGACGGGUCAUCUGCUAUGAGGAUGAGAUCAGCGAUGAUGACGACGAAGACGAUGCAGUGACCACGACGGUCCGCCGGGUGGCUGGUCAUGGCACUACCCCCGUGGUGCUUGCUGACUCUGGUACCGUGAACGCUACAUCAUCAGUUAAAGAGAGUGAGGGACCGCUCUCCCCGCUCUACGGAAUCUCUCUGGGGUCAGAGGAAGGGGGCGGGGAAGGAGGGUCUAGCCCCACGACAGGCCCCAGUAACCUGGUUGUGAGGAAGGACCUUCAGGGCCCCCUGGAGCCCAGACGCUCCCCUAAGCUGGAACACAAGGCUGUGACCCGCGUCAAGAGCGUGAUGAGCAUCGAGGCCCCGUCCAUCCAGCCAACUAACCAGAAGAACCAGAGACCCAAAGGAGAGGAGUCUCUGACCUCCCCAUCCUCCCAGUCUCUGGCCCCUCAGCCUGGGGUAGGCUCCAGCUGCUCCUUAGGACGGCCUGGGUCUAACCCCAACCCCCUCCGUAAGAAGGGCGAGGCCUGCGGCGAGCUGGCGGGGGUCUGCACCAUCGACAGGGUGGUUCUGAGGAGGAGUGAGGAAGAGUCCUUCGGUCUGGACCUGGAGAUCAAGUCGUCUCCUCUGAAGGUGGUGAUCACCGGACUGAGGCCUGGAGGAGCGGCCGAGAGGGAAUCCCAGGGCAGGAUGUGUGUGGGAGACGAGAUCAUAUCGAUCGGGGACACUCCCGUCGGCUCCUCUUCCUACCGCGACAUCUGUGAGCUCAUGCACAACCUUCCCGUGACGCUCAGGCUAGAGGUCAAGAGGCCUGUGUCAGCUGUAGAUCGCCUCGCCAGCCUCGUGAUGUCAUCGGGGAGUUGCGAUGUCAUCCAACCCUCCAUACUGGAUCAGUCCAGAACUUCCCAGGAGGCCAAUGGGGGUUCUCCAAAUCCAGGAAUUCCUUCCUCCUCCUCCUCAGCAGCAAAUCACAAUUUCAAACCCACAGCCCCAACCAACCACAGCAGUGAUAUACCUGUCACCUACAUCGAUGACGUCAUAACCGAACUAGGUUCCUCCGAUGUUGAGAGUGCGCUCUCAUCCAAAAACCACAAAGCCCCUUCAGAAGCACAAUGUGCUGAGACUACAUCCUGCAAGUCAGCUCUAGACAGCAAGGCCCUGCUAGAGAAAGACAAAAGUAAUGUUCAGACUCCUCCAACACGGCCCAGUCAGUUGGACUUCUCUGUCUUGGACUCUGGAAACAAUGGUCGCCUCUUGCCUGCGGGUAAAACAUUCUUGAACAAUUACUCCAGAAACUUUAGCAGUAAUCUCACAGACGAGGGGAAGAAUGUUCUUUCAAACGGGGUGGAUAAACCACCUAGCGCCUCAAAGUGCCACAUGUACAACCAGGUCGAUGACAGCGAUUCAGAGAGUGAAGACACCGUCACGGACAACAGCCACGGCGCUGCCGGCGCUGAGCCACAGGACACAGAUUCUGAUGAGGAGGAAGUGGAGAUUUGUUACAGUGAGGCCCAGCGACCCGGCACUCUGAGCCAGGUAGCGCUGACUCACCCAACAGAUGGGCCAUUGUCUCCCCGGCUCUCUAUCCCUAUCUCUGGCUCUGGCUCUGACGGCAGCCACAAUACAAACGAGUCUGGGCCCUUUGAUGUAGUACUAGACUCUGCUGCUUAUGCCACUUCUGAUGCUGCCUCUCAGCAUAACAAAGACUGCUCUGUGGUAACAACAACCCAAUACAACCCUAACACUUCCCCCUCGCUGUCUCAGAGUCUAUCUGACUCGCAGUCCUCAGGUACCUGUUUGACUGCAGAGUCCAAAGCUUCCCCUUGCCAAAUGGUGCCCCCCCAGUCUUCCAAGGACACAGAUUCUGUACCCACUCCAGGGCCUUCAGAAUGCUUUGCCAAUGGGGUUAGUGGCAGCAACGUUGUUACACCUGUGAUAAAACCCAGCCAGGCACCUUCUCUAAGUGUUGUAGCAGCUAGCCACAGCCUCACCCCACGGAGUCAGGAGAGGACAGCCAGGCCGACUUCAGGUAAACUAUCUAAUAGUACAUCAUCAUCGCCAUCAUCAUCAUCAUCAUCAGCAGCAGCAUCCCACUCAACGGCGGCGAAGGCGAUGCCCUCCUCCUAUAGUAGAUCUGGCUCAUCGAGGCCAUCGCUAACAACGACAAGAGACAGGGAGAGAGAGAAAGUUUCCCUGGAACCCAGGUUAGUCCAGAAUAACCCUACUAGUCCUUCUCUUCCGAUGUCCAAACUGAAGGGGCUCAGCAUCAAGAGUAAGAACAAAACCCAGCAGCAGCAGCUUUCCCCGAAACCAGCCAGAGCCGAAAGUCCGGCGGUUCUUGGGAAAGCAAGCAAAACUUCCCCGCUCCAGUCCCCCAAACUGCAAGCCAAGAAGGUAGACUCUCCUCUGCCAACCAGAAAGGCAGCAGCCUCAUCUAGCAGCUUAAAGACUGGCAAACAGUUGGAACUGAGCAGAAUCAGUAGCAGGAGCCCCACCUCGCCCAAACCAGGUGACCGAGCCCAGGACAAGUGCAAACCCAAGUCCAACCCCACUACCACGUUGGAGGCAGCACAGUCAGCCAAGUUGGAGCUUCACCCUAACAAAGAAGAGCAAGUGACACCAGCUACGUCCAAGGAACAACCGGAGCCAGUCCCAACUACCCAGAGGACUUUCAUUGAGGUGCGACUCUCAUCUUCCUCUUCUACUCUUCCUUCUUCCUCGUCGUCUACGCCAGUUCUGAUGCGAAAGGAAACGGUUAAUUCAAAGAAUUACUCAAUUACCCAAAUGACUCAUAUACCAGAUAUUACGUCACAGGUUAAUGGAAGUGCAGUAGAGACCAAUCUCAGGCCUGCUGCUCCUGCACCCCCUGACUCUGUGUGUAAUCCAGAAAACGUCACUACAAAUUCAGCAGUGAACUCAAUAGUCCUAGAAUCCAUAGAUGUGGUUCCUUUGCCUAUAAGCAAUGGUAUCAUAAACAUCUCUCUCGGAAACUCCCGUCUAACAGAUAUGGCUGUGGAAAACCUGAAAGCCAACAAGUCCAAACUGAAGAUGAUGGAGCGCCGUAGUUUCUCCACGGACAACAGCGCCCCCGGGGAUCCAAACCCCUUCUCUGUCCGCCAGAGAAUCAUGUCCUUUGAGAACCUGGCCAGCUUCGACAAGCCAGCGCUCAAAUGUAUCGAGAUCCAGUCCUUCGCUCAGUCCUAUGCUCUGACGGCAACGUUGAAGACGCCUCUCAACCGAAGACUGUCUGGCUACAUGUCCGGCUCGGUGAGCUCCAUAGACUGCCGCUCGCUACGAAGAAGCUUCAGCUCAUGCGUCGACAACUUUAACGCCUCAUCCCCCUUGACCCCUUUGUCGCCUCAGCUUCGCAAGUCGCCGUCAAGUCUGACUCUGCCGAACUUUGACAUUUUGACACAAAGCUGCAGCGCAAACGAAGCUCCACUUGGACAAACACGGGACAAACCCGCGGACGGCGAAAUCUCCAAAAUGUUGCCCCCAGGGGGUGUGACCCUAACUCCUCAAACGCCCCCGGUGAUGCGGCGCCGCCAGGCUCGGGGCAAUGCUAACCUGUCCCGAUCCAGAUUGAGGGAGCUCAGGGCCCUUAGCAUGCCCGACCUGGACAAGCUGUACACCGAUGACUUCUCCAGCAACCCAGGGACCAACGGCACAUUUAAGACGGAGCUGGAGAUCAACCCAGCCAGGUCCACAGAGGCCCUCCAGAACCAGACAGGGUGCUGUCAACUGCCUGCUGAACCCACAGGUGUGCCCCCGACCAGGGACAGCCAGAGCGACGCUGGGGCCAGCAACUGGUCCAUCAGUUUGACAGUGCUGGCUGGCUCUCCGGUGGAGCAGAGUAAGCUGCAGACGGUCCUGGCCUCGCUGACCUCCAAGACCGACGUGUUGGCCCUGCUACAGGAGGCCAAAGCUCUCUCUCAGGUUAAAGAUGAUACCCACUUUGUAGUCUUCUCCAAAGAAGAGGGUUCAGGACUUGGUUUCAGCAUCGCUGGAGGAGUGGACCUUGAGCAGAAGUCUAUAUCUGUCUAUCGUGUCUUCUCCAAAGGGCUGGCUGGCCUGGAAGGUACCAUUCAGCAGGGGGACAGCGUCCUGUCCAUCAACGGCAGAAGCUUGGAGGGGACGUCCCACGGAGAAGCCCUGUCCUGUCUCCAUCAGGCUAGACUGUCCACUCAGACCCUGGUGGUCCUUCGCAGGGGGAAGGACAGUGAACCCCAGAUGUCCCCGAGACACCAUAACCUGUACCACUGCACAGGACGAAGCUACUCCCCAGGGUGCAGAGACAACGGGCCUGAAACAGCUAGACCCGUAGUGGUGGAAAUGGGUCCUGAUGGGGCUCUGAGGGUACAGCUCCUGAAGACAUCAGCUGGUCUGGGCUUCAGUCUGGAGGGGGGCAAAGCCUCGGCGCAUGGAGACCGCCCACUCAACGUCAAACGAGUCUUCAAAGGUGGUGCUGCGGAGCUGUCGCGUGUGGUGGACGUGGGGGAUGAGGUACUGGAGGUGAACGGGAGCUCGCUGCAGGGCCUCAUGCAUUACGACGCCUGGAACAUUAUCAAGACUGUCAGCAAAGGCCCCGUGCAGCUUGUCAUCAGGAAACCACGGACCUCUGUAUGACUCAACAGACAUAUCGACUGGACAUACAAAGAACUCAUAUGUCAGCUUGGUUGACGUGUAACCUGGCAUCCAUAGAAUGGAUAUGUCAGCCUCGUUGACGUACAAUGGUGAAACACAGGAUUUCUGUAUGGCCGAUGGACUGGUCAGACAUAUCUUACAGACAUACCCCCCCCCCCCCCCCC
Messenger RNA from Salvelinus fontinalis (brook trout), 9136 nucleotides. Its product is annotated as PDZ domain-containing protein 2-like. Bases 1194 to 8954 code for a protein of 2586 amino acids. Gene Ontology annotation, molecular function: protein binding. The record is from RefSeq and is a predicted model, not a curated record. The transcript has 26 exons. NCBI's taxonomy places the organism in Eukaryota, Metazoa, Chordata, Actinopteri, Salmoniformes, Salmonidae.